Messenger RNA from Chaetomium fimeti, 501 nucleotides. RefSeq lists its product as uncharacterized. The coding region runs from base 159 to 413 and encodes 84 amino acids. Lineage: Eukaryota; Fungi; Ascomycota; Sordariomycetes; Sordariales; Chaetomiaceae. The record is from RefSeq and is a predicted model, not a curated record. The transcript has a single exon.
AUUCUGGAGGUCCGGCAUUUGGAGUAGAGAGGGGUUUCUGCUACCUGGGUGAUUCAAUAUAUUCGCGUGAGAAAGCACGCUAGGGUAAGCACGGCGUUAAGGGGUCUAAGAGCUCGAAGGUGGGACCGGGGUUGGGCUUGGGCUUGUCAUUUGUUUGUAUGGCGUGCGUUGGGAGUAUCGGCGCAGGAAAUAGCGGACGUCGGACAUGGAUAGUAGUAAUUUCGAUUACCAUCACUUGCGCUACGAUGCUCGUGUAUAUGUGUAUGUUUGUGUUGACAAAGAAACAGCUCCUAUCCGGAUUGUGUAGUCCAUACAUGGUGUUCCUCCUUGUCUACCCCCCACCCCCUUUCGCCAAGCUCAUAAUCGUGACAUUCUCAGCACUCCGAGCCUCAGCCCCACGCUAUUCCCCAUAACUCCUUUCUCUUCCUCUGCCUCCGUACUUUAUUUCCGCCCUCAUACCUCCACUAGACCGCACCCCUUACAGGAAGAAAGCAAGGCACA